Aureobasidium pullulans EXF-150 is the source of this 2028-nucleotide messenger RNA. RefSeq lists its product as uncharacterized. NCBI's taxonomy places the organism in Eukaryota, Fungi, Ascomycota, Dothideomycetes, Dothideales, Saccotheciaceae. Gene Ontology annotation, molecular function: zinc ion binding; sequence-specific DNA binding; DNA-binding transcription factor activity, RNA polymerase II-specific. Gene Ontology annotation, biological process: DNA-templated transcription; positive regulation of transcription by RNA polymerase II. The record is from RefSeq and is a predicted model, not a curated record. The transcript is spliced from 6 exons. Bases 1 to 2028 code for a protein of 675 amino acids.
AUGCCUUGUGCACCUCGUAUGUCGCGCAUAUCGGCGUUGGCACGAAUCUCCUGCUCGCGGUGUCAUCGGCGCAAGAAGAAAUGUGAUCGCGUCCUUCCCACAUGCGGAAACUGUGCAUCUGUGCAUCACUCAUGCAGUCUCGCGGAAGAAGCACACGACACUGCGACGUAUCCGGUUGCAUUUGUUCAGAACCUCGAGAGGCGUGUACGCGAGUUGGAAGUACACCAAGAUGUCUUGGCGUCAUUCACAGAGACGCAUCAAGUGACCCAGAUUGAAGAAGGAGCUUCCCAGCUUGCUGUGAAUACAACCUUGAACUUCAACGAGACGCCCGAUGAGAUCCUGUUGGAAGAUGUUCCCUCAAGCUUCUCCGAUCAGCACACAUCGGGCCAUAGAAGCAAUGGCGAUGCGAACAUUGAAAGACCACCCACCGCGGCAGCUUCCCAAUCAGUUCAAGAUAAUCAGAGCCCCCACCAUCGAAGACAAGAUUCUCUUGCACAGAAUCUCAGGGAUGUGUCACUCGCGGCCGUCGCAGAGCCUUAUCUGGGCACCAUCUCUGGUCUGACAUUCGCCAAAUUAACACAAGCAGUGCUACGGAGGCUAUCACCAGAUGGUCGAGACUUCGUAUUCAACCAACAUGUGGAUGGAAAUGCGGUUCCCAUCGAAGGUGCCACAAUCCUUCAUCUGGAUCUAAUGGACAAUGUGUACUUCGAUUCCGAUCAAGCAAUCGACUUUUCUUUCCUCGCAGAAGGACUGCCUACAUUAGAUGCUCCAACACAGGACACGACGAUCCAGCUCCCAGACCGGACCGAGAUGCUACGUCUUACAAACUUUUAUUUCGACCAUUCACACACUUUGUAUCCUAUCCUCCACCAACAAGAAGUCAUGUCGGACAUUCAUUCAAUCAUGCUGGAUCCGGAUGGCCGCCUGACACGAUCUCCGCCGUGCAUGUUUCGCAUAUGGAUGGUACUGGCUAUUGGUUCAACUGCACAUGCUUCGAUUACUUUGACCGAGGAGUUCGCGUCUAGAUUAUACUACGAGAAGGCCAUGACAUAUUUCGAUGCCUCAAUGGACUAUGGUGAUAUCGUUGCCUUGGAAGCUAUCAUGCUGCAAGUAUCAUAUUCCUUCUUCAACCAAUUCGGUCCAAACACGUGGUUUCUCGUAGGUACUGCUGCACGUUUAGCACUCGGUAUGGGUCUCCAUUGUGACUCGACAUCUCAAGCACUUUCGAGAGUUCAAGCUAUAAGACGCAAGAGACUGUUCUUCUCGGUGUACAUGAUGGAUCGGCUGGUAUCCAUUACGCUAGGAAGACCGUUCGCCAUUCAUGAAGACGACAUUGACAUUUUCUCAUUCAGUAUCGAAGCAUGCGACGAGUUGGAUCGCGAUCCCGGUGCACCUCAGAGCACUCUAUGUCACCCGCCAAUGGCAGUCACUGAACAGAUUCUACGUCUUCGAAAGAUCGCCAAUGACAUUGCUACAAAAGUGUAUUGCAAACGUAUAGUCUCACGCUACUCCACGACAGAACGCCAGCAGAUUCUAGCGGCACUUCAUCAAGAUCUGGUGAGCUGGCGGCAGAGCGUACCCUUUCCAUUGCCAAAUUUGCACUCCAAGGUGCCUCAUGGGUGCACUAGCUGGUACGAUCUGAACUUCUAUACCCACCUCACGGCACUUUAUCGCCCAUCACCGCUAUUCCCAACACUAGAUGUCGACCGAGUCAACAUCCUCACUGAAGCUGCGGCCAUGGCGAUACGACAUGCAAACAGUAUGCGGUUGCAACAGCGUUUAGCCUUCAACUGGCUGACACUUCUUACUAUCUAUAAUGCUGUCAUAGCCUUGGUGUACUCAGUCACAGUACAGCCAGAGAACCUUGCUGCCUCACUGGAGCGUCUGCGUGCAGUGGAGGAUCUGGAGCUCGCGACCGAACUGUUCACGGUUCUGGGUGAGAGGUUUCCUGCUUCUAGAACCAUUGGUACAAUGGUCGCACAGAUAGUCGAUCGAUACAGGCACAUGAGCAGUGCUCCGACAUGCUGA